AUCCGACGUAUUGCUAAAUUAUUAAAUAAUUAUAUAAUAAUUAAUUAUAUCAUAAAAAAAUCAAUUAAUUUCCCUAAAAAGCUAUCCAAAUCGUAUGAACCAAUAACGCAAUAUAUAUAUGUAAACGCAACUAUAUACAUAUAUAUGUAUAUGUCGAGAGCAUGCUCUAAUAUAAAUUAUACCUAGGAAGUAAACAAAUACAACAAAACACAACAAACACACGGAAACCAAACCCCAAACCCUCAAACAGUAGCUCAUUAAUCGACGCCCCCAAGACCCCCCACAACAGCAGUCCCCAUGUAUAGAUUAGAGGACACGAAUAGCGGCGGCGUUAUGGAUAAGAACAAACAGAAGUUAUCCGCUUAUGGGUCCAGCGCGGGCAGCGUCGCCGUCGUCGAUGCAGCGCAGGGCAGCGGGAGUGGUGGCGGCGGCGGCGGCAGGCAGCGGCAUGCCCCGCUCUACGGCCGCUUCGUUGUCGAGGAGGACCUGCCCGCCACACACCGGGAUGUCAUGCACCACCACUCUAGUCCCUCGUCUUCGUCAGAGGUGCGUGCCAUGCAGGCCCGCAUCCCCACCCACUUUCGCGACCCCGCCUCGGGUCCUUUGCGCAAGCUGAGUGUCGAUCUGAUAAAGACCUACAAGCACAUCAACGAGGUUUACUAUGCGAAAAAGAAGCGUCGUGCCCAGCAAACGCAAGGCGAGGAUGACUCCUCCAACAAGAAGGAGCGGAAGCUGUACAACGACGGCUACGACGAUGAUAAUCACGACUAUAUAAUCAAGAAUGGGGAAAAGUUUUUGGAUCGCUACGAGAUCGACUCGUUAAUCGGAAAGGGCAGCUUCGGGCAGGUGGUGAAGGCCUACGAUCACGAAGAGCAAUGCCACGUGGCGAUCAAGAUAAUUAAGAAUAAGAAACCGUUCCUAAACCAGGCACAGAUCGAGGUCAAGCUGCUCGAGAUGAUGAACCGUGCAGAUGCCGAGAAUAAAUACUAUAUCGUCAAGCUCAAGCGGCACUUCAUGUGGCGCAACCACCUGUGCCUGGUGUUCGAGCUGCUCUCAUACAACCUGUACGACCUGCUGCGCAACACCAACUUCCGGGGCGUUUCGCUGAACCUCACGCGCAAGUUCGCCCAGCAGCUGUGCACGGCGCUGCUCUUCCUCAGCACACCCGAACUGAACAUUAUUCACUGUGAUUUGAAGCCCGAGAACAUCUUGCUCUGCAAUCCGAAGCGUUCCGCGAUCAAGAUCGUUGACUUUGGCAGCUCCUGUCAGCUGGGACAGCGGAUCUACCACUAUAUCCAAUCGCGCUUCUACCGCUCCCCGGAGGUGCUUCUGGGCAUACAGUAUGAUCUGGCCAUUGAUAUGUGGUCGCUGGGCUGCAUCCUGGUCGAGAUGCACACCGGCGAGCCGCUGUUCUCCGGCUGCAACGAAAUGGACCAGAUGAACAAGAUCGUCGAGGUGCUGGGCAUGCCGCCCAAGUAUCUGCUCGACCAGGCGCACAAGACCCGCAAGUUCUUCGACAAGAUCGUGGCCGACGGCUCCUAUGUGCUGAAGAAGAACCAGAACGGACGCAAGUACAAGCCGCCGGGCUCGCGCAAGCUCCAGGACAUACUCGGCGUGGAUACGGGCGGGCCGGGCGGUCGGCGCCUCGACGAGCCGGGCCACAACGUCUCCGACUAUCUCAAGUUCAAGGACCUGAUCCUGCGCAUGCUCGACUUCGACCCCAAGACCCGGGUCACCCCCUACUACGCCCUGCAGCACAACUUCUUCAAGCGCACGGCGGACGAGGCGACCAAUACCAGCGGUGCCGGGGCCACGGCGAACGCCGGUGCCGGCGGCUCGGGCUCCAGCGGUGCCGGUGGCGGUGGCGGCGGUGGAGGAUCCAGUGGCUCCGGCGGCGGCGGCAGUGGCGGCAACGGAGGCGGUGGUGCAAGCGGUGCCGGCAGCAGCAGCAGCGGAGCCGUCUCAUCGUCCAGCGCAGCAGCUGCGGCGGCGGCGGCGGCAGCGGCCAGUGCCACAUCGGCCCAGGGCUCGGUGUCCGGAUCGGGGGCGGGCGGUGUCGGUGGUGCGUCGGCGCAGCCGCUGCCGAUGGCGCUGCCGCUGCCACUGCCGCCGCUGGCAGGAGCGUCGGACGGCCAGUGUCAUGGCCUGCUGAUGCACUCCUCGGCGGCAGCCAAUGCCAUGAACAACUUCUCCGCCCUGAGCCUGCAGCCCAGCCACCAGCCCAGCUCCCUGGUGAGCCGCUCCGGCAACUGCAGCAACAGUCUCAACAGCCUGAACCACUUCAGUCCACCCCAGCAGCAGCAACGCCACAACAGUCGCAGCCUCUAUAGCAACAGCAACAACAACAACAGCAGCAACAACAACGGCAGCAUUAGCAGCAACAACAACGGCAACCACAACAGCCUCAACAGCUAUCCGCACGCCAUGGAAUGUGAUCCGCCGCUGGCUCCUCCGCCGCCCAACGGCCAUGGAAGGAUGCUGCGGGUGCCGCCGAUGCUGCCCCCCGGCUAUGCCCCCUUGAACCUGGCGCCGCACCACUUCUACAACAACAACCUGUCCUCGGCAGCAGCGGCUGCAGCAGCGGCAGCAGCAGCAGCAGCGGCGGCAGCCGCCUCGCAUCUCAUGAUGACCGAUUCGAGUGUGAUAAGCGCCACAGCAGCGGGUGGAGGCGGGGGUGGGGGAGCAGGUGGUGGUGGUGGCGCCGCCGCCGCCGCCGCCGCUUUCCAUCUGUUCCCGUCGCAGCCCGCCUAUGGAGCAGCACCCGCCUCGCUGAGCGAGCUGCCGAUGCCCUUGCCGCCACUGCCGCUCACCAUGCCUCUGCCCAUGCCACUGCCCAUGCCCCUGCAGCUGCCGCCCUCCUCGUCAUCCGCCUCCUCCACAGCAUCCACAUCAGCAUCAAUGGGGGGUGGCGGAGGAGGCCUGGGAGUGGUGGGCUCCAGGCGGCACUUGGGCAGCCACGGCGUACCCCAGACCUCGGCCGGUGUCGUCCAGAAUGUGGCGGGUGGCGGCAGCAACUCGGCCACCGGAGCCAGCAGCAGCGAUGCCUCCUCCUCGUCGCCGAUGGUGGGGGUUUGUGUUCAACAGAAUCCUGUAGUUAUACAUUAGCCUAAAAAACAAAAACUAAAAAAAACCAUUAACCAUUUUAAAAAAUCGUAAAAAAAAAAGAGAAGGAAAAUAUGUCAGGAAUGUUAGGCGUUGCUGCUCUCUCGCUCUGCCACUAAUUAUUUUUUUUUUAAAUGCAACACCAAAAGGCACAACGCUUUCUCAAAAUCCCUCAGAGCCUCGAUCUUUGGACGGGGAUGCCUCUUGAAAAUUCCAGAACAAUUCUGAAAAUUCUUCUAAAAUUUAUUCUAUUUUCAAUUUUUUUUACAAAAAUUAAUUAUUAAAAUUAUACACUUUUGAAACAAAAAGCUCAAUGAUUAUACAUAUAUAUAUUUUUACCAUUUAUUAUUGUUAAAGAUUUGUUAAUUUUUUGCCAAUUUUUUAUACAAAU
Drosophila bipectinata is the source of this 3493-nucleotide messenger RNA. NCBI's taxonomy places the organism in Eukaryota, Metazoa, Arthropoda, Insecta, Diptera, Drosophilidae. The record is from RefSeq and is a predicted model, not a curated record.